AAACACAGCCAAUCACAGCGUAGCAAGCGCAAGCAACGGGUCCGUACUCCAGAGAAUGAAUGGAACAGCAUAUUCAAACUUUGACAAUCAAGAACACGUUCUCAAACUAGGCGAAACCUUUGAGAAACAACCUAAAAGUGCAUUCCACACGGUACGAUAUGAUUUCAAACCAGCCUCCAUAGACACAACAUGUGAGGGGGAGCUGGAAGUGGGCAAAGGAGAGCAAGUUACAGUCACACUACCGAACUUAGAGGGAUCCACGACACCUGUUACCGUAUUUAAAGGUUCCAAAAGGCCUUAUAUGAAAGAAUGUGUUCUCAUCGUUAACCAUGACACAGGAGAGUAUCGUCUGGAGAAACUCAGCAGCAACAUUGCAGUCAAGAAGACCAGGGCUGAGGGAAGCAGUAAGAUUCAGUCCCGGCUAGAGCAACAAACCAGCAGGCUUAGUCAGCAGAUGAAGACCGGCAGUGGAAACAAGGCUCCAUCCAGCACCAAGAGCUCUCCUCCCAAGGAGAAAAUGUCUCCAUCAUCUCCCAUGGAUGAUAUUGAGCGAGAGCUGAUGGCCGAGGCGCGUGUCAUGGAUCAGAUGAGCAGUGGAGAUAGCUCCUCAGAUUCCCACAGUUCCUCCUCCAGUAGCGGGGACAGCUCCAGCAGCAGUGACUCAGAGGAUGAGGAUCGCCCCCCACAUAAUGUGGCCCCAGCUCCCCCUCAGAGCACCUCUGCCCUCAGCACAUCUCAAAGCCGUGUGGAGGAAAGCAGCGAGCAUUUCAUGAACACACUCAAAAAUGAUCUCCAGUUGAGUGAGUCUGGGAGUGAAAGUGACGAUGACUAACCGCGAAGACGUGUGAGACACCUGAUGCUGAAUGAGGGUCAGGUGCUCAGGAAGUACAUUUACUAGUUAAAACUUUGUGAUACCUGAAUCCAAAUCCCUGUCAACUUCUCAGUUAUUCAUUUUUUUUCUUUCCCCCAGUUUCUUAGUAAUACUUGCAUCAGCACGAGCUGUGCCAAUGGACACAUAACUGUUUUUUUUUUUUUUUGCUGUAUUAGUAAAUUAAGAAAAAGUAUUUAUUUUGUUGAGAAUGCUACUGCAUAGAUGUUACUUUUAUAGGAAUGUCCUAUAAUUACUUCCCCAGAGGUUAUAUCUGUUUGUGAAAUAGCUGUUUAAAAAGAUCACCAUGGUCUUCUUUUUUCUAUAUAUUUUUUGAGGCUUAACAUACUCAAGCACAAGUGAUUUAGCAGCAUUUUAUAAGGAGUCUUAAGGAGCACCAGUGCAUUAAGAUGCCAAGCUCAAUCUCAGAUAUUUACACAUUACCCGACCUGCAAUACUUGAAUUGGUCUCUUUUGCGGAUUCAGAGACAUUUGUUCAUAACAAACUGUGCCUUGUAUAUAAGGUGCAUUUUGACUAUCCAUCCCAUUCUCUUAAAUUGAAGUACACCCACUUUUUUUUUUUAUUCCUGCUUGGGUUCCCUAAAAUAUGAUCUCCAUUUAGAGGUAGAAGUCUCUGUGUUGUGUAUGUCUUACUGUAUGCCUCUGGAAGGCCCAAAAGCAACACUCUAACUCUUAAAGGAUGUCCUUAGCCAGCCCUUCUUGAGCACUAAUUGCAAAAUAUGACGUGCCAUUAUUAUAGCAGGGUUGACUGAUGUGGUUAAAUGUAGUUCUGUGGGAGGUUUGAUCAUUAUGAUCAUUAUUAAAAUUGUGUGUAGACUAAUAAAGAUUUGUUUUGUGAUGUUUAUUUGUUGAUCAUUUUAUUGUUUCAAUAUAGCAGCACAUCAUUAUAUAGCAGCAUCUGAGCUGCAAAGUAUGUUAACCGAGCUUCAAGUUAUGGCAUAAUUCACUUGUUUAAGUCUGAUUGAGUAUUUGUGAGAUAGGAAUCAUUGCUCUAAUUAUAUUGAGGGGUUCAACAUACAGUAAAUCUUUUUGAACAUUAUGUAGUGGUUUAUAAGACAUGCAUCUUUUCUGUGAAGACUCGAGAGACUAUUUGACAAGCAUUGGGUUGUUUCUGAAGUGAAGAUGUUGAAAUGGUGUUCUUACUAUGGCCCUGAGCAAGUGUGUAUGCAAAUUAUUUUUUAAAUUUUGUGUGUGUGUGUGUGUGUUCUUCCAUGUAAUGGUAUAUCUAUUGUGCAAUGCAUGGAGACAUGAAGUUGUUCAUUUUUAACACUAUUACAAAAAGUUGUCAUAGCAAAAUGCCACAGUUAUUAGUGUGCCAUAUGACCAUGGAUACUUGAUAUAAUUUCUCAUUGUCAUCAAAAUAUAUGUCUUAGAAGAUUUUCAUAGCUUUCUUUUCCAAAACACUGUUAGAUGUUUAUAAAAAGAGUUAUAAAAAGCAGGUAAAAUCUUUCCACAUUUCACGUGCCAUGAGACAUUUGUUCAUUCAUGUGAUUCAUUUUU
Molecule: messenger RNA, 2388 nt
Organism: Sinocyclocheilus grahami
Lineage: Eukaryota; Metazoa; Chordata; Actinopteri; Cypriniformes; Cyprinidae
Product: ELL-associated factor 2
Exons: 7
Coding region: 56-832 (258 amino acids)
Biological process (GO): transcription elongation by RNA polymerase II
Cellular component (GO): super elongation complex
Molecular function (GO): transcription elongation factor activity
Source: RefSeq, a predicted model, not a curated record